Agelaius phoeniceus (red-winged blackbird) is the source of this 975-nucleotide messenger RNA. RefSeq names its product beta-1,3-galactosyltransferase 2-like. The record is from RefSeq and is a predicted model, not a curated record. Gene Ontology annotation, cellular component: Golgi membrane. Gene Ontology annotation, molecular function: N-acetyl-beta-D-glucosaminide beta-(1,3)-galactosyltransferase activity. NCBI's taxonomy places the organism in Eukaryota, Metazoa, Chordata, Aves, Passeriformes, Icteridae. Gene Ontology annotation, biological process: protein O-linked glycosylation.
AUGAAGCUGCCCCCGAGCUGCCGCCUGCUCCUGCUGCCCGCGGCCGCGGCCCUGGCGCUGCUGGCGCUGCACGCCCGGCGCUCGGCGCCCCCCGGCCGCCCCACGGCGCCCCCCGGCAACGCCACGGAGCCGGCGCGGCCCACGCGGCACCCGCUGCAGCCGCCGUACCCGUACCCGUACCGCUUCCUGCUCAACCACCCCGACAAGUGCCGGCAGCGGACGCCGUUCCUGGUGCUGCUGGUGGUGACGUCCCCCGAGGACCUGGCGGCGCGGGACGCCGUGCGCCGCACCUGGGGCGACGAGGGCGCCGUGCCGGGGCUGGCGGUGCUGCGGCUCUUCCUGCUGGGCGUGCACCCCGCGUUCAGCGCCGAGCUGCGCCCCGUGCUGGAGGAGGAGGACGCGCUGCACGGGGACCUGCUGCAGCAGGACUUCCUGGACACCUACAACAACCUGACGCUCAAGACGCUCAUGGGGCUCGAGUGGGUGAGCCGCUUCUGCCCCAACGCCAGCUACGUGAUGAAGGCCGACCACGACGUCUUCCUCAACCUGGAGUACCUGGCGGGGCUGCUGCGGCCGCCCAGGACGGAUUUCGUGACGGGCUACGUGUACCGGCACACGGGCCCGCUGCGGAACCGCGCCUACAAGUGGUUCGUGCCGCGCGAGGUGUACCCCAACGACACCUACCCGCCCUACUGCGGCGGGCCCGGCUACGUGCUCUCGGGGGACCUGGCGCUGCGCGUGUUCCGCGUGGCGCAGGCGCUGCCCGUCAUCAACAUGGAGGACGCCUUCGUGGGCAUCUGCCUGCACGCGCUGGGCGUGCCGGUGACGGAGCCGCCGCCCGGAGCCUUCACCAUGUACCGGCUGGACUACGAGCGCUGCCGCUUCGCCAGGCUGGUCAUGGUGCACCACUACGGGCCCCAGGAGCUGCUCCGCCUGUGGCCGCACUUCCGCAACGCCUCCAUCCAGUGUCCCUAG